Eublepharis macularius is the source of this 4436-nucleotide messenger RNA. RefSeq names its product histocompatibility minor 13 (gene HM13). The record is from RefSeq and is a predicted model, not a curated record. Gene Ontology annotation, biological process: membrane protein proteolysis. The transcript has 12 exons. Gene Ontology annotation, molecular function: aspartic endopeptidase activity, intramembrane cleaving. Gene Ontology annotation, cellular component: cytoplasmic side of endoplasmic reticulum membrane; membrane; lumenal side of endoplasmic reticulum membrane. NCBI's taxonomy places the organism in Eukaryota, Metazoa, Chordata, Lepidosauria, Squamata, Eublepharidae. The coding region runs from base 58 to 1173 and encodes 371 amino acids.
CUGGCGAGGCGGCCUCUGCCGGGCCGGAAGUGCGGACUGCGUCGGGGACUGGCGGCGAUGGAGCAGGCCGAGGCGCACAACGGCAGCGUGGCCGGCGAGGCUCCGUCGGCGGGGGCGGCCGCGGCCAGGCCCCCCGCCACCCCGGAGGGCAUGGCCCUGGCCUACGGCAGCCUGGUGGUCAUGGCCCUCCUGCCCAUCUUCUUCGGGGCGCUGCGCUCCGUCUCCUGCGCCAAGGGCAAGAAUGCCUCAGAUAUGCCGGAGACCAUUACCAGCCGAGACGCUGCCCGCUUUCCUAUUGUUGCCAGCUGCACCCUCUUGGGCCUUUAUCUCUUCUUCAAAAUAUUUUCUCAAGAAUACAUCAACCUGCUGCUCUCCAUGUACUUCUUUGUCCUUGGGAUCUUGGCCCUUUCUCACACCAUCAGCCCCGUGAUGAACAAGUUCUUCCCAGCCAAUUUUCCUAACAAACAGUACCAGCUCCUCUUCACUCAGGGCUCGGGGGAAACCAAGGAAGAGAUCGUGAACUACGAAUUCGACACCAAGGACCUGGUGUGCCUGGCCAUGAGUAGCGUCGUCGGCGUCUGGUACCUGCUGAGGAAGCACUGGAUCGCCAACAACCUCUUCGGGCUGGCCUUCUCUCUCAACGGGGUGGAGCUGCUGCACCUGAACAACGUCAGCACGGGCUGCAUCCUGCUCGGGGGCCUCUUCGUUUAUGACGUCUUCUGGGUCUUCGGCACUAACGUGAUGGUGACCGUGGCAAAGUCAUUCGAGGCGCCCAUAAAACUGGUUUUCCCCCAAGAUCUGCUGGAGAAAGGCUUGGAGGCUGACAACUUUGCCAUGCUGGGCCUGGGGGACAUAGUCAUUCCAGGAAUCUUCAUUGCUCUGCUCUUGCGUUUUGACAUCAGCCUGAAGAAGAACACGCACACGUAUUUCUACACCAGUUUUGUGGCUUAUAUUUUCGGGCUGGGGCUCACGAUCUUCAUCAUGCACAUCUUCAAACAUGCUCAGCCGGCUCUGCUGUACCUGGUCCCAGCGUGCAUCGGCUUCCCUCUCCUGGUGGCUCUGGCAAAGGGAGAAGUGACGGAGAUGUUCAGCUACGAAGAGAACACCACCCCCAAGGAGGUGCCAGGGGAUGCCAAAGAAGGGAAGACGGAGCUGGAAAAGAAGGAGAAAUGACGUGGGGCAGCUCAGCAGGGCUGGGCUUGGUGUGCUUCUCCCCCCCCCCCCCAACGCAAGUGAUUUUUUUUUUCAAGACGAAGCGGAUUGUGUAACGGCCAUGUGUAUCUGUAUGUGUGCAUCUGCCUGAAGAGCUUGAGGGGGGAGGCAGGGUGCCCCUGACCGUGUACCUACCUGUGCAAAGCUCUUCCUGUUCCACAGGAGAAGGAUGGAGCCGAAGCCAGGUAGGCUUUCCCCCCUUCAAAAGCCUUCAAUGCACUCUCUCAUUUUAUUUGUCUUGGUGCGAUACAGAAAAUAUGGGGGCGGGAGGGGCGGGGGACAUGAUUUUUAAAUUUUGUAUCGUGGAUUUGCUUCCUCUCGUAUUAAAAAAAAUAUUGAAGGACUGGCUCACAGCUGGGGCUCUCCGGUUCUGUUGUGGCCCCCUGGGAGCGGGGAACGGGCUGGAGCUUGCACGGCCCGGGCACGAUUCACUUGCAGGUGCAAAGAGGAGAUCCCUGCGGAAGGCGCCGUUGGGAAACAGGACUCUUCUCCCUCUGCGAUGGCCCCUUCCUUCGCCUGGAGCAAAACCCAAUAUGUUAUUUUUACCAUUUUGAGUCCAUUGCCGCGUGGUAUUCAUAGAGGUCUGGCUGCUGCACUGUAUCAUUUUCCUGGUGCGAGUUGCCACGCCUUGUCCUUGGAUAAAGAGUGCCCCUGGCCUACAGAUGAAUCCAGAGUGAAGCUGGCAUGGCUGCCUUUCGGCGCAGCAAGACAAAGGCAUCUCAGAAGUGACUGGAAAGCAGCAACCAUUGUGUGGAAGGUUGACUAAAUGGUACCUGGAGUCUCCGCAGCGGGUCCCGAAAGACUUCCACCUGCCUUAUUGCCUUGUGCACAGUUUGAUUCACACACCCCUCUUCUACUUUCCCUUGGGCACCUCUCCUAAAUAUAUAGGCUAAAAAUGUGAGUGGCAAACUGCUUUGAAAGGGAUGGGUAUUUCCUGUGGUGGGGAUCCUUUGCCCAGGAAAAAAAAAGAUUCCAGGGCCAUGUCUAAGUAUUGGGAAACCAUGAAGCCCAAGAGAGCUUUGAAAAGGUCACAGUUGAGAUAGAAGGUUUCCAGCUGUUAGCGGAAGCCCCCUCCCCUUCUGUUUGGGAGCAAGAGAUAAGUUCACCGAUUGGUGGUUCACCUGGCCAGAGUUCCGAACUUCCUUCCCGUGUGCAUGGUGGGCCCUCCCCACAAAGACGAUCUGGAAACGGAGGCAAUUGCCUGUUCAUUAAUCGAUGAAUUCACUGCUGCUUAAGCAAUAUGUGCAGGGCAGUGGUGAUGGUAAUGGAUUCCACUGGUGAUGGUAAUGGAUUCCACUGGUGAUGGUAAUGGAUUCCACUGGUGAUGGUAAUGGAUUCCACUGGUGCUUCCCCCUCCAGGGUUGCAAACUCUUGCUUAAUCCACGGCCACUCUCUGCAUGCAAAGCCUCCUGUCUCCUCAAGCAGCAGAAGUUCCCAGUUUGCAAAAGGUUUUCUAAAGGGGGUGUGGCAAAAAACCCUUCGAGAUACUCACUGAAGCCGGUAGAGACAUUUUCCUGCCAAGAAUGGAGACCUCUGGUAUUGGGACUCCAGCAGAAACAGUCCCCUGUGAAAUCAGGUGCCACUCGCAAGGCCUUUGUCCCACAGAAGUGAAGCUUGGCACGUCUGGUGGGGUGGUGAGGGUUUGGGGACCUUUUCCUCAUGGCAUUUUCUCAAAGGGAGUAACCUGAGUAAUCUCUCUGUGGCUGAGGUUGAACAGCUUACCGCCAAGUGGCCUGCGCCCCAGGGAUCUUGUCCACUAGCAGUGAUGUUUUCCUCCUGGACAAAAAGAGCCUUCCUGUGAUGUGAGGCACUUCACUGGGGGAAGGCACUGCUGCCGGCAGAACGGAUCCGUGGCUAGUAGACUCUCAGAGGAACCGUAUAGACGUACCAAUAUGGAGGAGGAAACACACGGUGGUAUUUUCCACGUAAUCAGUUGCUGUGGUGAGCAUGUUGAAUAAGCACGUCUGGGUUGUAAAUGUACCUAGCAGGGUGUGCAGCUCGCCUCUGUCCCAUUGGAUUUCUGAAAAGAACCUAAUGCGCCUGGAGCACAGGAGCGCAGCCUAGCACCAGGCCCGGGCUAGAGAAGUGCAGGCUUCUCUGUUAGAGGGAACAGAUUUUUGCUUCUGGCGCAGUUGAGAUGAGUGUGUGUGUGUGUUAUGUUCUGUCAAGUCGCCUCCGACCUAGGGCGAUCCUAUGAAUGAGAGACCUCCAAAACCACCUAUUAUUAACAGACCUGCUCAGGUCUUGCAAACUGGAGGCCGUGGCUUCUUUGAUUGAGUCCAGCCCUCUCGUUUUAGGUCUUCCUCUUUUCCUACUGCCUCUGCUUUCCCCAGCAUUAUUGACUUUUCCAGAGAGUCUUGUCUUCUCCUGAUGGGAUCAAAGUACGAUAGUCUCAGUUUUGUCAUUUUAGCUUCUAGGGAGAAUUCAGGCUGUUUAUCUGGUAUACGUUUUGUGUUUUGCAUAGAGAUGGUCACAGACUGGAUACGGGGUGUUUUCAUGGUCUUCUAAGCCCCGUUGUUCAGUUAUCUGUCUCUAAAUAACAUACACGAGGUUGCCGGUAAUUGUAUUGGUCCAAAGACAGAUGCAGAAACAAAAAUUGUAAUAUCACAAAAUGUCGAGCAAGCUUUUGAAUUCUCCAGAGCGCUUAAUCAAGCUGGAUGUUCAGGAGCUGCUUCAGGAACUGCCCUUAAGGGCGAUUUCCACCCACCACUAAUUCUCUACAGGAUUCUCUUUGUCUUCUCCAAUCCCAUCUUUCAUUGUUUUUUUUUUUAAUCCGUCCUCUGAAGAAUUCUGUAAAACAUGAAAACUUGCAUACUGUGUUGUGAUUCUUUGGUCCUAAUUUAAGGAAUUGUGUGUGAACAUCCAACGAAUGGGGAUCUGGUCUCCCAAAUGCUCCUUUCUGUUCUCAGAACUGUCCCUUUUGCCUAAAUUUUUGAGUGACGCUUGGACUUUGCUGACCUUUACCUUUCCAAAGUGUUGGCUCCCAUUGCUGAAUUCUUCUUUGUCGGCUGCAAGUACCGCUCAGAAACAAGUGUCUACAGCAAAUGCUGCAUGAACGUCCUAAAAACCCACCUCGAACCAUAUGCUUACUUUUUCCUGCCCUCAAGCUGUGUUUUUAUUUUGUAACCUCCAGCCUCGGGAAGAGUUCUGGGGAGCUUGAAAGCUGGCACAAUGCUUUGUGUCACUUUGGUUAGCCCUAAUAAAAAGGCAUUGCAUGGGUUUUA